Messenger RNA from Cornus florida, 564 nucleotides. RefSeq lists its product as uncharacterized. Gene Ontology annotation, molecular function: nucleic acid binding. The transcript has a single exon. The record is from RefSeq and is a predicted model, not a curated record. The coding region runs from base 1 to 564 and encodes 187 amino acids. Lineage: Eukaryota; Viridiplantae; Streptophyta; Magnoliopsida; Cornales; Cornaceae.
AUGAUAAAAGAUAAGCCAAGGCGUUGGCAUGAAACCCUUUCAGAAGCUUUGUGGGCUUACAGAAAUUUGAAGCAAACAAGUAUAGGGACAACUCCUUAUCGGCUUACAUUUGGCUACGAUGUUGUGUUGCCGAUGGAGUUAAAUGUAAAAUCGGCAAGAAUAGCUUUACAACAUAAUCUUAUACCUGCCGAUUACAACGAAGCUAUGCUUACCGAGUUAGAAGAUUUAGAUGAAGUCCAAAAACUUGCUUUAGACCACCUUAUGGUUCAUAAAGCAAAAGUAAUGAGGGCUUACAACAAAAUAGUGAAGUUCAAGUCAUUUGCAGAGAGUGAUAUGGUUUGGCAAACAAAUCUUCCACCUGGGAAGGUGGAUAGAGUUUAUGGCAAGUGGUCACCUACUUGGAAGGGUCCAUAUUUGGUUCAUCAAGUAUUGCAUGAAGGCACUUAUAGGUUAAAAGAUCUAGAUGGUGAAAUCCAUGAGAGACCAAUAAAUGGAAGGUACCUGAAGAAAUAUAAUCCAACUAUUUUUGAACUUAUGGAGGACAAGAAAACCUCCACUAAGUAA